GCCUCCCCCCGCCGCCGCCCCCGCCCGGAUCCAGCAGGUCCCCCCUCCCCCGGUGUCCCGGGAGCCGCAGCGCCGGCAGGAUGGACGAAUACAAGGGCCUCUCGGACACCGAGCUCAUCUCCAUGCUCAAGCAGUACAACAUCCCCCACGGGCCCAUCGUCGGGUCAACUCGGAAGCUGUAUGAAAAGAAGAUUUACGAGUAUGAGACCCAGAGGACCAAGCUUUCCCCGCAGAAAACCUCCUCCUCCUCAUACUCUUACAGAUACUCAGACCCUGACUCCAGGAAGACCUACAGCCUACCCCAGAGAGAGGAGGGCAGCCGGCACCGAGCCGCCUUCGAGGACGAUGAUCUGGACUCCGGAUCCUAUGACUUCCCCCGGAGAGAAGAGCGCCCGGCCUACCGGGACAAUGACUAUGACGAUUACUAUGAGGAGAGUUACUCCACCACCAAGACCUACGGGGAGCCAGAGGUGGCAUUGUCGUCGUCCAGGAGCUACGGAGAGCCGCUGGUGGCCAGGACCUUCAGCGAGACUGCCACGGCCAGGAGCUACAGCGAGCCGGAGGAAGAGCCCACGGUCCGCCAGCGGGUGAGAGAUGAUAUCCUCUUCUCUCCAACCCGGGAGGAGAACAAGGACAGGGACCGGUCAUACUAUCCCCGGAGCAACGCCUACCAGAGCGUCUCCCACUACCGGCCCCCGGGCGCCGCUGCGGCCGCCUUCUCCUCCUCCAGCCCACUGGGCCCCUCGGCCUACUCCGCCUACUCGGCCUCCUCAUCCUCCUCCUCCGCCUCCUCAUCCUUGGCGGGAGCCCCGUCCUCGCUGCACGUGGAGGCCCGCAGGGCCAUCCGGCCGGAGAGACAGGGCGGGACCGAGGGCGAGCUCGGAGGCCGGCGCUUCGUGCCCCUCUGGCUGCAGCUCCUCCUCUUCCUCGUCUUCGCCGCGUUCCUGGCUUUCAUGUAUUACUUUGUGCAGGCCGAGGAUGACAACCCUUUCCGGGUCCAGCACUGAGCCCUCCCCACCAUCCUCCCACCCGUUCUCCCGAUGGGGGGGCGGGGGCAGCCCUGAGAGGGCCGGAGGGUGGGAAGAGGGCCCACGUCCUGCCUUAAAGGCCGGGGAGCGGGGCUAGGGAGGGAAGAUUUUCUUCGGGCCACAGAGGCCUGUUUGUUUUUGUAGGACCUACACCAAGUGCCAUCUUGCUUUGCUGCCUUCCAACUGUUUGCGGCCAGUUCAGGGGUUGGGUUAGUUGGUUCCUUCUUUUCUAUUCUGGGGGAGGGAGUCAGGUACGGGACAGCUGCCCUCCCCAUCUCUUCCCUCUCCCUCGGCCCUCCAACCUACGUUGGGUAGGGAGGUGGUCACUCCACUGCCACUGCCCCUCGGGGUAGGCUACUGCCUUAGCUCCUCAGGAAAGGGGUCAACACUACAUUGUGCCAUGAUGCUUGGCUUUCGUCUGGGGGUGUCAGCCCAGAGCUCUGGGUUUUGGGUUUUCUGGCCUCAGAGUUGUGAGCCCUAGCCACUCCAUGCUAGGCGGCAUCGGGGCCCCCUCCCUUCCACCCCCUCACUGGCCCUCGGGAGCCCGGUCCCACCCUGCCCACCCUUCAGGUGGAAAGUUGGCAGGCCCAGCUGUGGUUCCAGCAGGGCAGGGGCACUUUAGUGCUCCACCAUUCUUUGUUCACUCCCCCGGGGCCAUCUUGGAGAGGGAACAGUGAUGGGGCUGAUCAGUUCCGCCCCUCCACUAGCCUCUCCUGAGUGGUCUUGGAGGAGGGUGGAGAGUCUUGUGCUCCUGGGUAUUUCUGGGCAUUCUCGACCUUGGUGCUUCCCCUAGCUGGGGCAGGGAGGAGGACAAUGUGUAGGUUCCCCAGGCACUGUUUUUUGUGCCUCAAGUGCUGACCCAAGGAGAGCAGGCAGGGGCAGAGUGUGUGUGUUUCCAGUGGUGGUGGUUGUGGUGGUGGGGGGUACUCUGCCUCUGCCCCAAGGGAGGUGAUGGGCUAAGGGAGGCCAGUUUUAAUGGAUUUGGGGGGAAUGGGAAGGGAAGGACCCCAAACUUGUAUUCUCUCACCCCUCAAUAAAAUGUCUGUUUAUUUUUAA
Molecule: messenger RNA, 2084 nt
Organism: Ornithorhynchus anatinus (platypus)
Lineage: Eukaryota; Metazoa; Chordata; Mammalia; Monotremata; Ornithorhynchidae
Gene: EMD
Product: emerin
Exons: 8
Coding region: 81-1007 (308 amino acids)
Cellular component (GO): nuclear envelope
Source: RefSeq, a predicted model, not a curated record